UGAGCCCCGGAGGUGGAUAAGCUGGUAGAGCCCGCUCUCUCUCGUGCCAUGCUGGGCCAGAAGGGCUCCAGAAGACGCAGCUAGAUUCCCGAGAACCGGGGAUGGAGGAGAGGCGGAGGGGGGAAGGAGGAAAAAAAAGUUUGGCCUGAACCUGCCAGAGAAACUUUCAGCAUGAAGCCUCGCUGACGCGCUGUUUUCCCCGCCAGCUCAGCAGAGAGAAAGAAAGCACUCCGUUUCUUCACUGCUUUUAUUUUUCAGCACCACAGCUUGUGUUUUCUUCCCCCCACCCCCCCGUCUUGUGUUGUUUUCUGCGUGGAAGGCUGGCCGGGGCUCGCUGUCACUGCGCCUUGAGAUGCUGGAGUGACCAUGGCUGCGCAAGUGGCAUCGGCUCCGACCAGAACCAACAAUAAAAACAAGAAAUUGUCCGGCGGUUUGUGUCCGGAUCUGAAUUCUGCGAAGUCCGGAGGAGGAGGAGGGAGCGCGCAGAGAGCUGGACCGAUGCUGGGACCCGGCGAUGGGACUCUGAAUAAUGUGGACCACAACCGGCGGAGCGAGCUGAGCGCGCUCCAUUCAGCCUCCGCGGCUCACGGUGCGCCGGACGGCCUCGACAAGGCUGGGAAUAACCUCGCCCCCGCGCCGAAUCCGAGCGCCGCGUCGAUGGAAGCGGGUUCCAUCGCGAACCACAAGCUGAAAUGCGUCGGGAGCGGAGACCCCGCUCAGCCUCAGCCGCCGCAGUUCGGCCAGUUUGCGCCCCACCAGCGGCCGAUCCAAAGUAACAGCAGCGCCAGCAACAACGGCCAGCUGCCCCGCGGGGACAGGGGCAUGGACCAUCAGCACCACGGAGGGAAGGAGAACCUGUUGGGGGCGCAGGAGGAGCACCUGACGGGGAAAGGUGAGGGGGAGCUCACCUGUAAGCCCUCUGAGAGGAUGAUGAGCUCCAGGUUCGAGCAGCCAAACUUGGGGCCACCUGGCAACAACUCCGAGUUUAACAACAACUAUUACACCCCGAGGCCCUGCUAUGACCAACAUGGCGGGCAAAGCACUAUGGGAAUAACGCACGCUCACAACAACAUGGAGAACUCCCAUGAAGGAGGGUACAACAGCCAGUACGGGCAGUACCCGGCCUACCGGGCGGGCUACGGCGGCGGGGCCUACGGGAUGAUGGGCCCCUCUGGGUGCCGGCAAACGGGGAGCAUGAUGAUGGGCAGCAACUCCUCAGCCAGCCACCCCAAGCCCCCUCUGGGAGGCAGUUCGGGGGGCUUUCAGAGGUACCCGGGGCAGACUCAGCAGCAGCAGCAGCAGCAGCAGCAGCACCCCUCAGGGGCCACCCCGACCCUCAACCAGCUGCUGACAUCCCCCAGCCCGAUGAUGCGGGGCUAUGGGGGGCCCUAUCAAGACUACAGCGGGCCUGCGUCUCAGCAAGCCGGCAUGGGGCUGGGGAAGGACUUGGGGCCCCAAUAUGGAGCCACAUCCGCGCACUGGGGAGGCCAGCAGAGGAACCACCCACUGUCGGUGACCCCGGGCAGCGGAGGUCAAGGCCUUGGCAGAGCGCAGGUGUCCUCCAUGGAUUUUAUGGCAAUGAAGCGCUCCCAGCUUUAUGGCAUGGCCAACAACCCCUACCCUGCCGCUCAGCAGCCAGGGGGCGGACAUUACCCCCCCAGCCAGCCAUACUCAUCUCCUCCUGCGCAUCGAUAUCCAAUGAACAUGCCGACGAGGAGCCAAAUGGGCAUAGGAGGGAUUCAGUAUCCCCAGCAGCAGCAGGUUCCGCCGUAUGGCCAACAGGCGAUGGGAGGCUACAGCCAGCAGCAGCAGCAGCAGCAGCAAGGGGGGCCGCAACAAGGAACCCCUCCAUACUUCAGCCCCCCUCAGCAGACGCCUGCAGGCCCUACCCAGAAUUCUUACCUGCAGCCUCGAGCUCCACAGCAACAGGAGGUCCAACAAGAAAACUACAGCGUUAGAGGCUCAGCUUCAGGGAAUUCUGGGAAACCCAAUGAGGACGGCGUCGCCCACAUCCGCCCAUCCAGCCUCCCUGAUCUGUCUGGCUCAAUCGAUGACCUUCCCACUGGGAUUGAGGGAGGCCUGGGCUCAGCCGCCUGUGCUGGCGGAUCCUCCAGCAGCAACAGCAGCGGCAGCCAAGGGGAACAGCCAAACGCAAGUAACCAAGGACAAUCCCCCUUCUCCCCCCACGCUUCCCCUCAUCUUCAAAGCCAGAGGAGCGGGCCCUCUCCCUCCCCGGUGGUCUCCCCGGCAGGUUCCACACAGUCCCAGCAGUCCAGAUCGGGGUCGGGACCCAUUUCCCCUGUGAGUGGCCCUUCUGCAAACACACCUGCACCAGGUUCCGGCAUGGCGCCGCAGAGCUCGGGAAAUGGACAGGAUGCAGCUCAUUUGCAGAUGACACGCUCACCCAUGGCUCAGGAGAGAGGGUUCAUGUCCAACAUCCAGAGGAACCAGAGUGGCUCCCAAUUUGCUUCUCCACAGUCCCCUCACCCACCCCAUGGAGGAGGCCCACUGUAUCCCAGCAUGGGUCCGUACUCCCAGAGCAGCCCCGCUGGUUCUUAUGGACCUCAAGGAGCCCAAUAUGGUCACCAAAAUAACUACCCUCGGACGUCUAACUACAGCGGCUCAGCCAAUCCCAACUACAACAACAGCCUGGGAAUGAACGCCACCAGCCCCAUGCAGGGUCAGGGGCCCGGGCAGCCCGUUCCGGGGGGCCGCGGCCACGGUCCUGGCAGCCACAACAGAGUUUACACUUCUAUGGGUCCCAGUUCACCAAGCGUGCCACAGCCAGCUGGCCCCGGGAUGGGUCCUCCGUCGUUGGGAAGCUCUAACCGUAAGGGCCAAGACGCGGGCGCCGCAGGCAGUAUGGCAGGAAGCACCAACGCACUUAACAACAGGCAGAGCAGCUACCAAACUCCGGGUAGCAGCCAAUCAAGCAGCGUCCCCUACAGUCAGCCAAUGGGGAGCAACAAUUUAACCAUGGGCAAUACGCAAGCUCCGGGCUACAACAUACCGCCGUCAGGGGGCGUGGCUCCUCCAGGAGACAACAUGAUGAGCCCUGAUGGGAAAACAAAGAUGGACGUCAAAGACGAAGGCAACCUCAACAGCGAGCCACAAAAGCCAAAGAUGCCAGAAGGUUACAUGAACAACAACAGCAACAACACGUCCCAGCCAGCCACUCCAGGUGGAGCCCUGCCCGUGCCCUCGCCCCUCUCCCCCAGCCCCGCCAGUCUGUCCUCGUACCACGGCGAUGACAGCGACAGCAUCAGCAGCCCGCCGUGGCCUCUAAAGGCUCCCUGCAGCCCCAAACCAAAUCCCAACUCCUCCCUGGGCAGUGAACGCAUCGCGCGGCUGUAUGAGCUGGGUUCAGAGCCAGAGAGGCAGGUUUGGGUGGAGCGAUACCUGAACUUCAUGGAGGAGCGUGGCACGCCCGUUACCCAGCUUCCAGUUGUAGGAAAGAAGCUGCUGGACCUCUGGAAGCUCUACAUAGCUGUUCGGGAAAUAGGAGGCCUCGCCAUGGUAAACAAGAACAAAAAGUGGCGCGAGCUGUCCACGACUCUGAACGUUGGUACAUCCAGUAGUUCUGCCAGCGCACUGAAGAAACAGUACAUCCAGUACCUGUUCGCCUAUGAAUGUAAGAUGGAGAGGGGAGAAGAACCACCAGGUGACAGCAACAGUGGCAGCAGCAUCAGUGGAGGGGACAACAGGAAGCAGGUCAAGAUCCAGCCACCAUCGCCUGGAACAUGGUGAGCGUCCAGGAUCCCUUCUCAGAGGUCAGCGACCCUGCCUUCCAGAAGCGCCCUGCUGCACUACCUCACUCAGGACCCUACCAGCAGGGCCUCAGCAUGCCUGACAUGAUGAUGAGGAUGCAGUACGACACUAAGGAUCCGUUCGUGGGCAUGAGGAAGAUGGCAGGAGUUGAUCCCUAUUUACCAAGCCAGAUGCCCAGUGGUGGGAUGCAGGACAUGUACGGCCGCUCUCCCUCAGCCCUGAGCAUGAGCCAGAGGUCACAGUAUCCAUACGGACCUGGCUAUGACAGGAGACCAGAUCACUUGAUGGGGAUGGAGGGAAGUAUGGGCCCACCCGGGGGUCAGAACAACCUGGGACCUGCGAACAGUGAAGGCAGCAUGUACUCCCCCAGCAGAUACCCUUCCCAGCAGAGACACGACAGCUACGGGCAGCAGUAUCCCAGCAUGCCAUAUGGAAUGCAUCCAUCUGGGAUGUAUUCACAGCAACAGCAGGGUUACAAACGACCAAUUGAUGGAAUGUACGGCCCCCCAGCAAAGAGGCACGAGAGCGAUGUGUACGGCAUGCAGUAUGGCAGCCAGCAGCCGGACGUGUACAACCACUAUGGGGGUGGAUACUCUGGACCUGAGCACAGACCCCUCCAGGGGCAGUUCCCCUAUUACCACAGAGACCGUAUGGUCUCGUCGGGCCAGAGCCAGCACACUAUUAUGGGCGGGGGCCCCACCCCCAAUCACACCACCGACGGGCCCAACAUGUGGACUUCUAGGACAGACCUCGGCUAUCCGUACCCCAACAGGCCACCGUCUCAGAUGGCGCCGUACAGCUCCAUCUGCAGAGAGGACAUGGACGGUCGAGCGGGCCCGGACCAGUGGCACCGUCAGUCUGCCUACAUGCCAUCCGCCGGGGGAAUGCCGCAUCUACCGUCACGCCAGCCACUAUCGUACUCCAACUCCUCGUCCAUGGCCAACCAUCUGCCUAGAGCUCCCAGCCCGGGGGCCUUCCAGCGCUCCAUGGACAUGUCCCCAAGCAAAGCAUCCUUUAUGUCUCCCAUGAAAAAACCUGGGAUGAUGGGCCCACAGAGCACUGGCCCCAUGGGUCAUUUUCCUCCCAACCUGAGAAGGGACCUCAAUUACCCACCAGGGUCAACUGAAGCCACUAUGCCAGUUCUAAGACCCAGACGGAAGCUCACCUCUAAGGACACCGGAACACCAGAAGCGUGGCGCGUGAUGAUGUCUCUAAAGUCUGGCCUGCUGGCAGAGACCACAUGGGCUUUAGAUACCAUCAACAUCCUGUUGUUUGACGACAGCACGGUGGCCUCCUUCAACCUCUCCCAGCUGCCCGGAUUCCUUGAGCUCGUCGUGGAGUACUUCCGCCGAUGCCUGAUUGAGAUUUUCGGCAUCUUGGAGGAGUUCGAGGUGGGGACCGUGGCUCACAAGCACCUCUUGGACGCUGAUCUUAUUCAAGGGAAGGAGCAGGAAACGAACUCUACUUCCUUGCCGGAGACCGAAGCGUCCCCGCCGGCUGAUGGGGCGCAAACAGGAAGCACAAACCCAGAGGCUGCACCUGCACAAUCGUCUGACGUGCAAAGAAAAGAGCCAAACUCCAGCGUGAAAAAAGACGAGGAAGACAGAGAAGAAAGGGAAAAUGAAAAGGGGAAGGAGAGUAAAAAGGCGGAGCAGCGUCCAGCAGACUUAGAAUCAAAAGUCAAACAAGCCAGCAAGUACGAUAAAUUCCCCAUCAGGAUUGUGCCCAAUGAGGACCUGCUUGAAGACAUGACCAAGCACUUGGGUUAUGUCACAGAGUUCAGCAGUGGGCUGCUGCACUGGCAGGCGGGUGGAGGUGACUCCACCAAACACAUUCAGCUGCACUUUGAGCCUCGGAGUGACCCGCCGAUCUGCGCAGACGACAGGAAAAGGAGCGACUUCAGACAGAGCGACGCGCUGAAGGAUGAGCCACCGCGCAAACACAUCACUGCCACAAUCGACGAUGUUUUAUGCGCCAGGGUUGACGCGCUCUCAUACGCGCACCCCGCCCGCUCCCUACCAUCCUACCCCUUCAGGGUACACCCAGACGGCGCGGACGACGGCAUCACCCUGCUGGAGGACGAGCCCCACUGUCUGGACGAAUCUCCUCUUUGCACCAUCUCCUCCUGGCAGGACUCCUUGUCCAAGCGGUGCCUGUGCAUCUCCAACGUGCUCAGAAGUCUGUCCUUCAUCCCUGGCAAUGACUCGGACAUGUCCCGCCACCCCGCUCUGGUUCUCCUCCUCGGCAAGCUGCUUCUCCUGCACCAUCUGCACCCCGAGCGGAACAGGUCAGCUCCUAGCUACCAGAAGGAGGGGCACCAGGAGCAGGGGCUGGCAAGCAGCAAAGAGGAGUGGUGGUGGGACUGUCUCAGCCUGCUGAGGGAGAACGCCAUGGUGACACUCGCCAACAUCGCGGGCCAACUGGACCUCUCCACAUACCCGGACACCAUUUGCCUCCCAGUGCUGGAUGGUCUCCUCCACUGGAUGGUUUGUCCAUCGUCUGAAGCCCAGGACCCCUUCCCCUCGGCAGCGCCGCACUCUCAGCUCACCCCUCAGAGGCUGGUGCUGGAGUGCCUCUGCAAGCUGAGCAUCCAGGACGGCAACGUGGACCUCUUACUGGCCACGCCCCCUUUCAGCAGACAGGAGAAACUCUUCGCCGUCCUGGUUCGCUACGUGAGCCAGAGAAAGGCGCAGGUGUACAGGGAGAUGGCGGUAGCUGUCCUCUCCCACCUGGCACAGGGGGACCCCACGGCGGCACGGGCCAUCGCCAUGCAGAAAGGCAGUGUGGGGAACUUGGUAGCCUUCCUAGAGGACGGCGUCAGCAUGGCGCAGUACCAGCAGAACCCUCACAGCUUGCUGCACAUGGGACACCCCCCUAUGGACCCGCCAAGCGUAAACAUGAUGUGUCGAGCAGCGAAGGGCCUGCUGGCGAUGGCCAAAGUGGAGGAGAACAAGACAGAGUUUGUAUUGUACGAAAACAGAUUGUUAGACAUCUCCAUCUCCUCAGUGCUCAACACGGGAGUGGUCGCCAUUAUUUGCCAAGUUCUGUUCCAUUUGGGAAAAUUAUGACAGGAAGUGAGGCGGGACUCAAUCCACGAACACUGAGGCCAACGAGAUAUCUGUGUUUUCUAUUUUUAUUUAUCAGAAAAUGACCGUUUCUUUUGUUGUUUGUUUGUUUUUUAAAUAAAUAUCCAGCUAAGCAGAAAUGUCUAUAAAGUUUUAGUGUCAUUGUAAAAAUAAAAACAAAAAAACGGUUUGGGAUUUGAAAGCUCAUUUUAAUAUAAAUCUUUAUUACUUGCUGGUGUUUGAUGUUUUUGAUUUUCAGCCAAAGCUGCCAACAGAUGUGGGUGCUGAACCAUUUUUUUUCUCCUUUUUUUUGUUCCUUGAUUUACUAUAAAUGCCACUAUGCUCAUUGACAUUUUGUCAAUAGAGAGUAUUUAUUAAAAAUGUGACUCUGUACAGUCGUUUGACCUUUUUUUUGUUGCCAACCGCUGUGAGGUAGGGAAGGACACUGAAGAUUUAGAUGUCUCCAUCGCUGGAAGAUAAACUGUGCAAUAGGACCAUGAAAAUAAAAAAAAUAUUAAUUAAAAAAAGGUUUUCGAACACCUGCAGUGCUUGCUUCACAACAGGAGGGGGCGACAUUGCAUUAGCCAAUCAACAACAGACCAGGAAAAAAAAUUGAAGUGGUUGUCAGUUCUAGCCUCAAAGACUCACACAGAUGAACUUUGUGUGUCUGUUGUGUUACGUCUGUAUUUUUUCAUCAAUGUGUACAUAAACCCUUGUGCAAUAGUCGCACACGAUUCUUUCUGAGCAUAGCGAGAUGUGGAACUUUCUGACUAUUAUGACAAAUGCUUUUAUUGUUGGUAAAAUUUGGUAUGGUUACAAUACAUAUUUUGUUAAAUAUUUGAAAAAUGACAUAUGUACCUGAUGUUUCACUGUACAAACCCCUGUAUGGAGUGUAUUAUAGCUGAGAAAACAAUCGCUUUGGUAAUCAAGUGUGGAAGUGCCAGGGUGAGAGGAUAAGAAAACUGAAAAAUACUUCUGUUUGUUACUGUUCUCCAUUCAUGUCAAUGGGCAUCUUUUUUGGAAUCUGCUUACGGUUCUAAAAGAAAUACGUGAAAAAUGUCCUCAGAGCUUAUUGUAAAAUUUGCCUUUUUUUCGUAUGACUCUGUGUCUUUUAGUGCAUAUACACAUUUAUACUCUGUGCUGCACAUGUCAAAAAUAAAUGUACGAUGAACAUUGUUAAGCACUGGAGACGUUGCAUUAUGUCCAGACAAUCUUGGGCCAAUAAAACAAACAUCAACUGCUUA
Molecule: messenger RNA, 8077 nt
Organism: Oryzias melastigma (Indian medaka)
Lineage: Eukaryota; Metazoa; Chordata; Actinopteri; Beloniformes; Adrianichthyidae
Gene: arid1b
Product: AT rich interactive domain 1B (SWI1-like)
Biological process (GO): chromatin remodeling; positive regulation of DNA-templated transcription; regulation of transcription by RNA polymerase II
Cellular component (GO): SWI/SNF complex; nucleoplasm; brahma complex
Molecular function (GO): nucleosome binding; DNA binding
Source: RefSeq, a predicted model, not a curated record